UUUUUUCAUUACUGCUCUCUCUGCUACAAUAAAGUAAACAAAUCCAAAUUCAACAUUCAUCCCUCUCAGCCAACCCCACCGUCCACCUUCCUGAUUCUGCGAGAUUGCUCGUGAUCGAUGAUUCUGGAGUUUGGUCUGACUGGGAUUCCCCGCUGCCAAAAUUUUAGAUUUUUUUAGGGUUCUUCUUUUUCUCUCAAAUGGAGAAUAUUGAGACUCUGCUAGCUGCUGUAGCUCAGACGCAAGGGUUUGAUGACGAUGAUGAUGAGCCGGUUGCUUCUACGCCGUCGGUGGAGAAUUCCGCGUCUGCGCCGGUCACUCAGCUGGUUGCUGCAGAUGUUCGGCCUUCUCCGGCGGUGGGGCAGGUGAUCGGCGCCGGGGAGAAGCGGAAGAGAGGGCGGCCGCCCAAGGCGCAGCUCGCGGUCAAUCCUCCGCCGCCUAAGCGGAUUAAAGUUGAGGAUGAGGAGGAAGAUGUUUGCUUUAUUUGCUUCGAUGGUGGUUCUUUGGUGCUCUGCGAUCGCAAGGGUUGUCCAAAAGCGUAUCAUCCGGCAUGUAUUAAGCGAGAUGAAGCAUUUUUUCAGUCGAAAGCAAAGUGGAACUGCGGGUGGCACAUAUGCAGUGUAUGUCGAAAGGCUUCUUAUUUUACGUGCUACACUUGCACUUAUUCAUUGUGCAAGUCGUGUAUCAAGAAAGAAGAUUUCUUGUGUGUUAGAGGAAACAAAGGGUUUUGCUCGACAUGCAUCAAACCUAUCAUGCUAAUUGAAAAUAAAGACCAAGCAACUAAUGACUCGAUUAAAGUAGAUUUUGAUGACAAACUUAGCUGGGAGUAUCUCUUCAAAAUGUAUUGGCUACUCUUAAAAGAGAAGUUGUCAUUAACAUUGAGUGAGAUCACUCAAGCUAAAAACCCCUGGAAAAUUGUGGCUACGGAAGCUUGCAAGCCGCAGUUCAAUAAUGUGCUUCCUGCGGCAGUUGGUGGAGAAGUUUCUGAGUCAAAUAGGAGUACUGAACACUUGGAGCUGAACAAGCCCCAUGUAGAUGCUAAUUUUGUACAAAAUGAUGGAUUAAGGACAUCAAGCAAUGGUAACCAUGUGGGGAAACGACACGGCGACAAGGAGGAAAUGAGGUCAAGUUGCAACAACGAUACUUUAAAACCAAACACGGACAUAGUCACUGAUCAGACACGUACUGACAAAGACACAAGUGACCCAGUCGUCGAGAAGGACCUAGAUAAUUCUAGCACUGUCAAAGAUACCGACAUGUCAUGCAUCACCAAAAACACGAAUACCAGAGAGUCAGACAAGCCAGCAAGUGACAGUGAAUGGGCAUCUAAAGACCUAUUGGAGUUUGUUGCACACAUGAAGAAUGGGGAUACAUCAGCUAUAUUGCAGUUUGAUGUCCAAACACUAUUGCUUGAAUACAUAAAGAGAAACAACCUCCGGGAUCCACGACGGAAGAGUCAAAUUAUAUGUGAUCAAAGGCUAAAAAGUUUAUUUGGAAAGCCACGUGUUGGUCACAUUGAAAUGCUGAAGCUUCUUGAGUUUCACUUUCUCAUCAAGGAGGAUUCUCACAAAAAUUCUUUUAUUCCUGCUGGAUUUGUUAGUUCUAUGGCAAAUGACGUGGAGAGUGAUGGCAAAAUGUUUGGGUUGGCAAUGCCGGUUAACAGUAGAAAGCGAAAAACUCGUAAGAAGAGUGAAGACAGAGCCCCACACCAUGAUUUAAACGAAUAUGCUGCAAUUGAUGUCUAUAACAUUAGUUUGAUCUAUUUGCGGCGUAAUUUGAUGGAGAAUCUUUUAGAUGAUCGUGAGAAUUUCAAUAAUAAUGUUGUUGGUUCUAUUGUGAGGAUUAGAAUAUCAACUAAUGAUCAGAAGCCUGAAGUUAACAGGCUUGUCCAAGUUGUAGGGACUAGUAAGGUGGCUGAGCCCUAUAAAAUUGGCAACAGGACAGCAGAUGUCAUGCUUGAAGUUUCAAAUUUAGACAAGAAAGAAGUUGUGUCAAUUGAUGGCAUUUCAAAUCAAGAGUUUACUGAGGAAGAAUGCAGAAGGCUACGUCAAAGCAUUAGAUGUGGUCUUGUGAAACAUUUUACCAUUGGCGAGGUGCAAAAGAAAGCUGUGGUGCUCCAAUCGGUCAGGGUUAAGGACUGGCUGGAAGCAGAGGUUUUAAAGCUAAAUCAUCUUAGAGAUCGAGCUAGCGAGAAGGGGCAUAAGAAAGAGCUUAGAGAAUGUGUGGACAAAUUGCAGCUGCUAAAAUCCCCUGAGGAGCGCAAGCGCAGAAUUUCUGAAGUUCCAGAGAUACAUGCUGAUCCAAAAAUGAAUCCAGAUUAUGAAUCCGAAGAAGAUAACAGAAGUGGUGGCGAUGGUAAAAAAGAUGAAUACGUGAGGCCAAGCUACUUUCGAUUCCCUCGAAAUGCACAAAAGACGAGUUCCAGUAAGCAAGGUAAAGAAGAGCGAUCUACUGAGGCAAAGAACAAAAUAAUCGAGAAAACCGAUGCCAGCGGAUCAAGUAGUGGUAGGAAUGAUCAAGCCAUGCAAAGGUCUGGCUUAGAGACGUCGACUGCAACUGCCUUCACGGGAAGCUCGCCAUCAGCUGAUAAUAUAGAAACUGAGAAACUGUGGCAUUAUCGCGAUCCUAAUGGUAAGAUUCAAGGACCAUUUUCCAUGAUGCAGCUGCGGAAGUGGAGUACAACCGGACUCUUUCCACCUGAUAUGAGGAUAUGGACGAAUCAUGAGCAAUACGACUCAUUACUUCUCACUGAUGCUUUGAGUGGGAAACUCCAUGCAGCAUCAGAUUUAUCACAUGCACUGUCUUCAGGUUCAUGUGGAAACAAGCCUCCCGAGGGAAUUGGUGUAAGGGAGGGCACUGACGGGACCAGUAAAGAUAGUAAUAAACAAGCAGAGGCUACUGGAGUUAUGAAGGUGGACGAGGCAGGCUCUUCUGGCUGGCCACAAUGUUGGGAUUUGCUCAAGGAUAGUAGUUCCAGUGUUAAUGAUGUCAAACCGCGUAAUUUGCCUCCUCCAUCAAGCUCUGGAACGAGACAUGCAGCUUUGACUGAUCGAUGCCAGGGGGGAGAUGAUCCCAACCGGGGUUCCCAAACCGGAGAAAAGACCUCAGUCGGGUUAACUCAAAGCCCUAUUAUGACUAGUGGGCACGAACAUCAGAGUCGGUCUAAUAAUGAGGACCGGGCAAGGAAGCCUUAUGAAGAGAAUUCGAGAUCUUUAAUUAUUGAUUUGAGCUCAAAUAAUAUCGAAUCUGGAUCCGUUUCUGCACCCGUGCUAGAGCCACCCGACUCGAGUAAACAGGCUGAGGAUGUAGAUAUCUUGUUUCUCCCUAGUCCUACUCCGAAGGUUGAAAACCAGUCAUUUGUAUCUGCAGAUGUCCCUCAGCAGAAUUCUGGUGUUUUGGAGCUGCUAAGUCCUACACCAAAAUCUAACAAUGAAAAUGAGGGAGCUCAGGCAACUCAGACCAAGCCAGACGGGUUUGUAAAUCUCCUCGUGUCGAACUCAGGGCCGGGCUGGAACGCUAGCGUGCAACUUCCAGAAGUAGACGACGAAUGGUGUGGAUAUUCUCCGACGCCUGCAAGACCAUCUGUCCAGGAAUGGGAUCCGGGCCUCGUCUCUGCAUCUCCUUCGAAACCUCCCGAAGUGAAGAUUGAGAUCAUUGACACUUCGCCACCAGAUUCUUCGACCCAUCAUCCUAUGUCGAACAUGCCUAAUUGGCUUGCAAUAAUGAAUGAGCCGAUCGAGUUUGUUGCUUUAGGGGAAGAUUCAGUGUCAGACUUGUUAGCUGAAGUCGAUGCAAUGGAAUCGCAAGGGACGUUACCUUCACCUACUUCUGCUAUCAAGUUUGCUAGGGAAUUGCUCGAAGAUUGUAAAGAUGAUUGCUUCAGUUCAAUUGAGGAAUUCAGUUCGUCAACGGAACCUCGAAGGAGUGAUGCAGUGAGCUCCACCAGCGACGUGCACUUGAGUUCCCGGUCGUCGGAGCCAAGCAAGCUGAACGGGACGUCUCCGGUUGACGCCUUCGAUUUCUUCCGGAGGUCGAGUGUGAACUCAUCUGCAAGCAGUGAGGGGGAGACGAAUGCUCCGGUCCAUUCCAGUGACACCGGUUCAGAGUUUCACCCCCCAUCGCUGACCUACGCAAAUCAAGAGAUCACCGGUGCGACCAUGGCUCCCGGAACGGUGUCCGACGGAUCGGACCCUGGGUGGGGAACACUGCAGGGCAACAUGGGUAACAUCAACCUGGUGACAGUGCAAGGUAAUGUGAACCUUGUCCUCGGGGGACCUGGCCAGGGAAUGGCGAACCUUGGCUGGGGAACGAACGCAGGACCCACCUGGGCGAACCCGAGCACCAACCGCAGCCCAAGGAACGGAAGCUUGCCGUGGGACGGCCAGCGGAAAUAUGGCAGCGAGAGGUUCAGCAGUCCUAGAGAAUGGGGUGGUUACCAAGGUGGUGAAGCAGGAUUUGGGAGGGGCAGGCCGCCGUGGGGUCGGCAGCCAUACGGCGGCGGCGGCGGUGGAUAUUCCCGGCCACCGCCGAAAGGGCAGAGGGUAUGUAAAUUCUACGAGGGUGGUCACUGUAAAAAGGGCGCUUUCUGUGAUUACCUACAUCCAUGAUUUGCGCACUUUCUUCAACAAUUUGUUGCAGAUAAUUUUUUGUACAAUUAAUUGUUAGGGCCCGGGAAAUCACUCUGUAGGUCAUCUAGUUUUUUUUUUAAUGGUUCAUUGAAGCCAUAAUUUGUCAGCUCUAUAUGUAGAUUUGUACUCUCGCGCAUACAAAAAUAGUUCCACGUUCCUUUUAUCAAUAAGAUUUUAAUAUUUUUUAAA
Molecule: messenger RNA, 4814 nt
Organism: Salvia miltiorrhiza (redroot sage)
Lineage: Eukaryota; Viridiplantae; Streptophyta; Magnoliopsida; Lamiales; Lamiaceae
Product: zinc finger CCCH domain-containing protein 44-like
Exons: 11
Coding region: 198-4604 (1468 amino acids)
Molecular function (GO): protein binding; DNA binding; metal ion binding
Source: RefSeq, a predicted model, not a curated record